This is a messenger RNA of Oreochromis niloticus (Nile tilapia), 2718 nucleotides long. RefSeq names its product nuclear factor 7, brain-like. Bases 145 to 777 code for a protein of 210 amino acids. NCBI's taxonomy places the organism in Eukaryota, Metazoa, Chordata, Actinopteri, Cichliformes, Cichlidae. The transcript is spliced from 3 exons. The record is from RefSeq and is a predicted model, not a curated record.
ACAGGUGAAGUUGUUGGUUAUUUGAAGAGUGAAAGAGCAGCUCUACACAGGAAAAUAGCAGGAGCUACUUGGAGCCUGAAAGACAAAGCCCACAGCUCUACGUUUCAUUGGCACUUUGCACUGCAUACGAGAGAGAAUCCAACAAUGCGCGACCUGGAGAAUACUUUGGACAAACCGGUACAGAUUAAUGAGAAAGAUGCUCUGGAAGCUACAAUACAAGAUUGGCCUCAAGUACUGAGUCACAAAGAUCCAAAUGAUGAAUUGGAAGAUUCAGACUUUGAAGAUCAAGUCGAUGAAGAGCAUUUUGACGUGACAAAGAGAGAUGAAGAGUCCAAGAGUGGUUUAAGCUGGAGUGAUGAAGCAUUCAUUGAGGAUUACUAUCCCAGUUGUUCUCAUGUUUGCACUGAGCCUGCAGUGCUGCAGUGUGGCCACAGCUUCUGUAACAGCUGUGUGCAAGAAUGUGAGAAGUGGAAAAAGUCUUUUAAAUGUUCACUCUGUAACAAAGUCAACAACAACCCAGAGCCUCCAGUUAAUGUUGCCAUGAUGAGUUUGAGUGAAAGCGACAGAGUUGAUCCAUCAGGAGGACAAAGAAAUGUGCAGCCCCUGAAGUUGUCGACUCCUUCAUCUCCAGAGCUUCCACUGUCUGAAGAUCUGACUGAGGAGACUUCAGUGUUUGGCAAACAUAAAGAAAAUGUUCCCCGUGUGCUCAUCAUUAAAUGUGUUGAAAUGUUAGUUGUAACGACUGUUGUCACAUUUGGUGAAGCUGAUGAAGACUAAAACCUUUUCAAGUUCAGUUAACUACAAUAUGAUAACCUUGAUGAGAUAUGAGGGUUAAAUGAGCCUGUGCUCCUUCAUGACCCUCUCAAACAUUCCUCCUCCUUAUUUUUUUGUAUUUGUAACUCCUCAUAUGGUUAUGGUUUCACUGUUCACUUCUUUUGGCAGUAUCGUGUGUUUUGUAAGCCGUAAAAGUGGCAAAGAACAAUUUGGACUUUGCUUCCAUCUUGUGUUCAACAAUCACAGCUACAGUGUGCAGGUCUAAGAGUGUGAAACCAAACUGUGAACAAAUAUGUUUUUUAGCGUCUCUUCAGUGACUGAUGUCACACUAAUGCUUUUAUAUGUAAUAUUUUAUUUUGGUUGAAUCAAUUUCUGUCUUUUGAUGAUGAUAUGAUUAUUUUUAUGUUUUUGUCUGAAGUUGCAUUAAAUAAAAUGUAAAAGCAAAAAUUAAGACUGAAUAUUUUUAAGAAAGCAGAACCAUUCUGAUCUAAACCCAGACGUUCACUCAGAAGCUUUACUCUUAUUUCACUUUUUUGAGAUAAAUGAUGCUGAUGAUGACUAAUAAUAUUAUGGUGAUCCUGUAGACUAGGAAAAUGAUGUUAGUCAGGUCUAAUACAAAUCUAUGAAUCACAGGUUUCAGUAAAAGUGAUAUAAUUUGAUGCUACUGUGAUAACAGAAUAUCACACUAGCUGUUCAUGCUGUUGGUAAACUGAUAUACGUAAUUACACUAAAAAAUGUUUUCUUAUCCAAAUGAAUAGACAAAUAUUGACAAAGUGUGUUUAUAUACAGAAAAAAGUAUUUACAUCAAUGUAUGAUUAAAGAACAACGUCAGCUAUAUCCUGUCUAAGAAAUGAGGCUACUACUACACACAUCUGCCAGACACCACCCACCUGCAUAAAGUGUAUAAGUUUCAGUAUGGCUGCAUAUUUAUAUGCAUUAUGAUGAUUUUGUAGGCUGGGCUAAUUCACAUGGCAAAAAUGAGUGUAUUCCCUAUUCUCUAAAUGAUGUUUUAUUAUUGCGUUAUUGUUGUGAAAUGAAAGCAAUGCAAUGCUUUUAUAAGGUACUGUAGGUGUACAAACCCCACAAACGGGUAAUGGGUUUAUAGGUGGUUGCUAGACAACGUGAUGACAUCAUAUCUACUCUAGAUAAGAACCUCCAGUGGAGUAAGAUGUGACGUGUAUGAGGAAUUUGAGGGCAAAUAAAGAGACUACCCCUGUUUAUGGCUGAGUUGUUACAUUUUUGUGUUUUGUUUUCAUAUUUCUGUUGUUACGGCCCUAGCAGGGCCACCUCCUGAAGUUGUCUGUGUGGGCGUGUCCGACCAGCUCUCCUGCCUUAGCUGCCACCUUUUUUCUUUUGUGCAGCUGACUCUCGUCAGUAAUUAAAAGUAUUUAAGCCCAGGGAAAGGUGAGCUCUGGGCCAGUGUGCCAUUAGUGUGGUUGCAGCUAGUGAGCUGUGUGUUUGUGGUUGCAACUAGCAAGCUGUGGGUUUGGUGUAUUUGCAGUUAGUGAGCUGCUCUCUUUUUUUGACUUACUUUUGACUUUAUUGACCAAUGCUUGAGUUUUGUUUGUUUUCCUUAAAUGGUGAUAGCGGCUUGUCCGUCUCUUUUAGUUGAGCUACCUUAAUAAAAUUAUUUAAUUUAACCGCUUUGCUUCCUUGACUCCUUUUUCUGACCCGGACACUUUUUGUUACUUCCCCCUCGCCGCCUAGACCGUGACACUGUUUUUAGUCAACUUUGGUUUCUUAGUUUCCAGAGUGGGUUUGCUGUCUUCACUGUUUUCGUGCUUAGAAAUGGUUGGUUUCACUUUAAUCUCCUAGGACCUGGCAUCCACAUAUGCGGACAUUACAUUUUAGGUUGUCUAGACCAAAAUACCAAAUUUUGCUCUAUAAGGGCCUGAUUUCAACUUACGAGGACAUUAUAUUGCCACGCUUCUAUCAAAAUUUAAA